This is a messenger RNA of Culex quinquefasciatus (southern house mosquito), 1826 nucleotides long. RefSeq names its product neurotrophin receptor-interacting factor homolog. Gene Ontology annotation, biological process: regulation of transcription by RNA polymerase II. The transcript is spliced from 4 exons. Lineage: Eukaryota; Metazoa; Arthropoda; Insecta; Diptera; Culicidae. Bases 205 to 1776 code for a protein of 523 amino acids. Gene Ontology annotation, molecular function: DNA-binding transcription factor activity; zinc ion binding; RNA polymerase II cis-regulatory region sequence-specific DNA binding. The record is from RefSeq and is a predicted model, not a curated record. Gene Ontology annotation, cellular component: nucleus.
UACUACAAAUAAUUUGUCUGUUUUAUAUUUAUUUCAAAAAGUUUUAAGUUUGUAUGGCAGCAUCGCAGCUAAACUUAAAAUACAGUUUUUAGGGACGACCCCUAAGGCAGUAUCUGUCAAAAACAUUGUCAAAUAUUUUUCAAGCGUUAUCGGCUAGGAUCAAUUUGGGUGAGAAUAUAUUAUAGUGUAUUUUUUCGGAUUAAAAUGGCAUCAAAGAGGGGGCGCCGGACCGACGCCGAAAGGAUAAAGCUGGAGCAGGUUCGAGUGAAGGAAGAACCCGACUUGGAUGAUUCGUACAACAGUGAUGAGUUUCCUUCGAGCAGCAUCUAUGGCCGAAAUAGUUCUUCCGGCGAAAGUCCUUCGGGAGAUCCACCGAAAAAGAGAAAACACACCAGAACCACACGACAUUGCCACACGCAAGUUAGUCCGGAGGACAUUGACCAAAUCGAGUUGAAUCCGCGGGUUCCGAGCGUCCCUGGGGAGAACGAACCUAUUCCUGAAGGGGACGCUGAAGCCAACAUUCCCCAAUGUCGGUUCUGCCUGCGGAGGGUGGCCCAGAACAAUCUGCUGGUCAUUGUGAACAAACACAAGGCAAAGGCCGUGGCGGCCUUCAAGUUUAAAGUUUUCGUCAACGAUGCUUAUCCGUUUGCUUGCCGGAAUUGUUUGAACUUGCUGGACAUUUUCCUGGACUUUCGGCAAACAGCUCUGAAGGCAAAGUAUCUGCUUCUCAGUGAACGUGCUCAUCUGGAGAGCGAAGGCUGGGACGAUCCAACUCUGGUGGAAACGAUUGCAAACUGCAAGGCCGCGGUGGAACAAAACCGGAAGCAGAUUGAUGCCGCUUAUGAUGCCAAACUUGAACUGGAACAGCAAAUGGAAAACUCGAAGAAUGAGGAGCGGUACGAUGCAGAAUCAACCGAGCUCAGCAUAGAACCUAUGAUCUCCUUUGAACCCGUGGAAGUCACCGACGCUGAGCUGUACGAUGAAACUGUCGAAGUGCUGGAAGAGAAAGUCAUCAAAGAAGAGCAGUACAAUAUAAAUUACGAGGACGAUAUAGAUGACACAGACUAUCAACCAAGCGCUGACGAUGAACCGCUGGUCAAAAGGGAACCAUCGAUAGAAGUAAUCUUGAAAACCCCAGGAAAGAGAGGCAGAAAGCCCAAAACGGACAAAGCCAUCAAAAAAGAACCGCGCAUUAGGAAACCAGUGAAAUCUAAGAAACCUAGAAAUACCGAUGCUGACAAAACCAACCCUAAAAAUGGACCUCACUUGUGCGAUCUCUGUGGCGCAAAGGUCUGCGCUCAAACGAUUGAGGCCCAUCGCAAUCGUCAUCUUGGUUUAAAGCCGUACAAAUGCCCGGCCAUCGGGUGCGAGUUGACCUUCCACAGUCGCCACAACCAGCUGCUUCACGUGCGCAGGGCCCACGGCGAGAAUGGCGUCCCAAGCCACGAGUGCACCAUCUGUGGCCAGUUUAUACGCGGUCCGAAGGGUGCGCUCAAGUACCACAUGAAGCGGCACGACACCUCGGAAAAGAACUACGUCUGCCAGAUUUGCGGCAAAGGGUUCACGAUGCCCUGGUAUUUGACUCAACAUUCGAUCACACACUCGGGAGAAUUCCCGCACAAGUGUCAGUACUGUGGAAAGAAGUUCAACAACAAGUGGAGCAUGAAAACGCACGAGAAGAACAUUCACGAGAAGCGGAACGAUGUUCCGAUGGCGCAAGAAGCGCAGGCACAGCCAACGACCAGCUAUGUUCAAUUUGGUGAAAAUUCAUUCUAAGUGUGCGGAAUAGUAAACUAUCAGAAUACUGAAUAAAACACUAAAAAAAA